Messenger RNA from Mesocricetus auratus (golden hamster), 906 nucleotides. RefSeq names its product atherin-like. The record is from RefSeq and is a predicted model, not a curated record. Lineage: Eukaryota; Metazoa; Chordata; Mammalia; Rodentia; Cricetidae. The transcript has 2 exons. The coding region runs from base 1 to 906 and encodes 301 amino acids.
AUGAGGAAGGUGGAGAGGGUGGGACCUGCCCUGGAAAUCUUCCUGGGACCACUGAGAAAAGUCGGGCGCGAGAUCGCGCCCCAAAGCUGGUGCACAAGCCGUCGGGGUGGGGGUGGGGGGGAAGGAGGGAGAAAGGUGCGGGGUGAAGGGAGAAAUGUGUCCAGACCUGUUGAGUUCUCUGCGGCACGCCCACUUCUAGCAGAUAAGGCCGGGCGGGCGGGCGAAGUCUGGGCUGCAGCCUGCGAGCCCCGAAUCCACCCCGCCAGCCCGCAGCCCGCAGCCGCUCGCCCUGAGCCCGCGGCUCGCAUACCCUCCCCGCCCCGGGAGAAGCGGCUGUCCGGGCGGCCCCCGAGGACAGCCAAGACCCGGGCGGCUUGCGGCAACAGCCACACCAAAAAAGGACGCCCGAUUCCCGCCGGCCGGCCGGGGCGCGCGAGGCUCCACCGCGGGGCAGCGGAUGGCGGUGCGGGGAGAGGAAGCGCCGGCGCUGUCACCGCCGAGGUCCUUUCGUCACCGUCACCCUGCCCUCGCCAGCCUCCACCCCCAACCCCCGGGCUGACAAAAGUUUGCCAAGUCCCGCCGCCCGGGCAGCCGAGCCCCUGGGGGAGCGCGGGCGCCCGUCGCCCAGCCCCCGCUCACCUCGGCGCUCGCCCGCUCGCCCGCGGCUCCCACCGCAGCAAGAUAAACAAGUCGGCGUGCGGACGCGGGCGGGAGGCGCGCGUGUCACGGAGGAGGAAGUCCACAGUCGCCCCCACUCCUUCAUGGGGAAGGGGGAGCCCCCGGCGCGCGGAGAGUCGCCCGCUCCCGGCUGACAGGCCGUGCCCCGCGCCGCUCCCGUCUCCCGCGCGCGCCCCCCGUCCCGGGCGCCGCGCCGCCGGGCUGCGGCGUCUCGUUCCACCCACUUAG